AUGGAAGCCGACUAUCUUCCUGUCUACUCUAUCCCUGAAGACACUGAUGAAUUUAGACUUGUUUUUGAGGCUUCAUUUCAUUUGAUCGGGAAUUAUCACUAGUGAGAUAUUACUCGGGAAAUUUGGAAGAAAUCUUUUUUCCUCGGAAGACAUUUGUCCCUUAAAAUCCAUCAAAUUCCGAAUAUUCAUAAAGGAAAAAAUUGGGCCGAAUGAGGAAAAAAAUGCGCGCCCGUUUGUGAAGAAGGAUUCGCAAUGAUUCGCCCUUGCCCAUUUUUAUCAGUCUCAGGCGCAAUCAUAGUGCAGCUCAUAGAUAAACUCAUUUAUUUUCAAUCAUUUGGCUGCUAUGGUAUGAACUACUUAAAAAGAUAGUAACUCCCCACUUCUUUGAUCAAUGAUGGGGAUUUAAAAAAUGUUUGGAAAAAAAUAAUAUUUACAAUUAAUAUAUAUUAUUUUUAUUGUUUUGGUGUGUACUUUUUAAAAUAAGAGGCUUAAGAUAUUAAAUAUUAAAACUAUUAAAAUAAAAAAUCGUUUAUAAAAUAUUUCUCUUUUAUAUUAAUUAUUUUCAAUUUAUAAUAAUUCUAAACUUUUUUAGAUUAUUAAGCUUUUGAGGCCAGGUUGAUGGCUAAAGCACUUCGGAUGAUUAAUUCCGUGCAGAUUAUUAAGAAAACGCGUAAAUUACUCUCAAUUUGCCUAUUCAAACUAUUAAUUUUCAUAAAUUAUAAUAAAUAUUAACUAAUGUAUUGAUUUAUUAUAUAUAAAAGAUUUGCAAUAUAUGAAAAUCGUUCGAUUAAGAAUGAGGGUUAAUUUUCCCAAUUCUUAAGAAUCAUUCUAUCAAGGAUGGGGGAGUAAGACUUAAUUAGCCUUAACAGAGUAAAAAGAUCCAGAUUCAAGUCCUUCCCAAAACUUACAAGUAUUAUUGAACAAAUCGAAGAAAACACUGCAAGCCAAGCAGAGUAUAGAGAAGCCUUGGAAAAAUCCAAGUCUUUAUAUAAUGAGAUUUUAGAAUUUUCAAAAGAACUAAUUUCGCCUAAAACAGCAAUGGUUGAUGAAAAUGAUAGCGAACUGAAUAUGUUCUCAAGAGAAUUUAUAAAAAUUUCCCAUAGAUGGCGCUGUUUGCCCUUGAUUUGCCCAUGAGGAAAAUUUUUUGGUUUGAUCAAACCAUAUGGUACUGGUUGAACCAAAAAAUUUCCCCAGUGGGCAAAUCAAGGGCAAACAGCGCCAUCUAUGGGAAAUUUCUAUAGUAUUGAUUUCUGAAUUUAUUCUAGCGAUAAUUGCCAGAAAAUUAGCAAUUCCAUAAUUCCUAAUCCUAUUUUGAUUACUUUAUUUCAAAUUGAUAAAGAAACAGAAAUUGAGUUUUCAGUAUUACAUCACAAUCUUGAAAUAAUAGGUGAUAAUGAUCCAAGCUUCAGUUUUCCAUAUUUAGUUGAGAAUAAACAAAGCAAAACUCAUAAAGAAGAGCAGAAAAAUCCAAAAAUAGCGCCUGUGCAAAUUCAAAAAGAAGUGCAUAAAAAUCCAAUGCAAGAACCUGUGCAAGUUCUAAAAGAAGAGCAUAAAAAUCAAAAGCAAAUACCUGUGCAAAUUCAAAAAGAGAAUUUGAUUAAAAAAUCAGAUAAAGCAAUGAUUGGUAUAAGAGAAAAUUUGUUAUCUGAAAAAGAAGAGAAAGGUUUGCAAGAUGUUUGGGGUAUUGAGGACGGAAAUAAAAGCAAAGUUCAAAAAUUAGAAAAUAAAAAUCAAAAACAAGAGAAAGGCUUGCCAGAUGUUUGGGAUAUUGAGGAUGGAAAUAAAAGCAAGUUAGAACAUAAAAAUCCAAAGCAAGAGAAAGGUUUGUCAGAUGUAUGGGGGGAUAUUGAGGAUGAAAAUAAAAGCAAAGUUCAAAAAUUAGAACAUAAAAAGCCAAAACAAGAAGAGAAAGGCUUGCCGGAUGCAUGGGAUAUUGAGGAUGAAAAUAAAAGUAAGGUUCAAAAAAAUCCAAAGCAAGAGCAUAUAAAAAUUUCUAUAGAAAGUCCUACCAGAAAACCAGAAAAAACAAUAAUUGACAUAGGAGAAACUCUGCUACCUCCAAUAAUUAAAGAAGAUCUCCCAGAUAUACUAAAUAUUGGGAGUGGAAAUAAAGGAAUUUCUCAUCCAAAAGUGGAUGAUCUAGCAGGUGUAUUACAAAGUGAGCCUGUAACCAAAGGGAACCCUUAUGAAUUUCUGAUUCAAAAUAAGAAAGAACAAGAAAAAGUUCAAAAUAUUCAAUCAAGCCAAAUCGCCAUUAAAAAAGAGCGUAGCAAGCCAAAAGCCAAUUUGCAAUAUAACCCACGAAAUUUCAUGCUUCCUCAAAACUCUGGGAAACUAUAUGAAGAGCAUAAAAUCCCUUUUAAUGAAGAAAUCUACUAA
Messenger RNA from Blepharisma stoltei, 2379 nucleotides. The record is from the annotation of a GenBank genome assembly. Lineage: Eukaryota; Ciliophora; Heterotrichea; Heterotrichida; Blepharismidae.